AUGCCUGGAAAUACCGUUAUAGUCAAGCCUAAAGGUCUACUGAGAGGACAAGGAUGGAAGAAAGAAACUGUCUUAGUCACAGAAUUGCGGAUACCGUUCAUACGAUGUUAAUGUGCCUCUAUGGAAAACUAUCUGCAAGAAACCGUGUUGAGACCACAAAGGCUAUAUACAGAACCUGCUCAAUGCGCUAAGAUGGAACUAAAUACCGUUAAACGAACACGUUCGGGGAGCUUAGUGAAAAUGCCGCAAAGAUACUCCAGCAGAUCUUAAAUUGCAAAUUUACUGGAGAACGGUGUUAGAAGGUGCACCAUAUUGCGAUGCAUCAUGGGAUGUCCGUGGAGAUACAACUUUUCGUAAUGGCGUUGAGUUGAGUUUACUGUUCGUGUCUGUUAAGAUUGGUCUUGUAAAACACUGAUAAACAGAAAAGUUGUUCAACGACGCAAUCACUCUACAUAUUAUUGUUAAUUCCUCAACAGAACUUUAACUGUAAAGCGUAAGCAUGCCUUUAAGGAAUGAUAAUUUGACUUCUUCGGUGGUAUUUGUGUUGAAGUAUUAGGCAGUUGUAAAAAGAUUUUGUUUCGAAUAGAAUUCCGUUGCUCAUUACACUACACGAAAAAUUUACUCACUGACAGUGCAAAUUUGGCGCAAAAAAGUGCAAACUAAGGUUAAAUAAAGGGCAAAGAUGGUAAAUACCGCAUUUGCCCUCAAAUUUACAGCCCCGGGUAAACUGGCAAGCAAAUGCGGCAUUUAGCAUCUUUGCUUUUGAUUUCCCCCUAGUUUGCACUUUUUUGCACCAUAUUUGCGCCGAGUAAAUUUUUGUAAAUCUGAUUUUUCGUGCAGUGAAUUAUCAUUAAAAUGGGAAGAGAAUUAUUUCCUAUGUUCUACUUUGUUACUUCGUUUUGCAGAGUACUCCAAUAACAUAAACCAAAAAAAGAACGAGGUUAAUAAGAAGCAGCAAAGUGCCAGGAAAUUAUUGGAUGAAUUUAUCAGAGAGAUUGACGUCAGUUGUCAACAAGGUAGGGGGAGGAACAUCCUCGAAGAACAAGGACAGCUACUCACUUGUUGUAAACAUUCGCUGCUACUCGGUUUUUGAGGAUGGGAGAAGGACUCAAAUAAGCAAAGAGGAGGGUUUGCAAGACACGUAUUUCUAGUUAAUUUAAUCAUAACAACCAUACGAAGGGAACUGCCUGGCCUCUUUGAAAGAGCGCACUUUUAACAUUUGGGCAUCUUUAAUAUUUUUGCUUAUGUAAUCGACUUGCAAGCCAUAAAAAAAUGCUAAAUUGAGAAGUUGAAAUUAUAGCUUAGUACAUGCAGUUGUAUACCUUUCGAAGGAGCAAGAGGCAUGGGUUCCUUCUCAAACAAUGCACUGGGUUAAGUAAGAGACCAACUGAACAUGUCCUGGUGAAGAAGGAACAAAGCGCUAUCAUCAUCAGUCGUAAAUGUUUCAAAGGGUUUAUUCACAACACAUUCAGGUGCGAAUUUCCGCUCUGCAUGAAGGAUUUUCGAAGUGGAAAAAGCUUUACUACGAUUUGAUCAAAAAGAUCAACUUUAAUUUAAGAUUUUCACAAUCCCUUUUUGAAAUACAUUAUUGAAACUUGUAUAGUAAAAAGAUAAUAGUGUUAGAUUUUCACCUCGAUGUAAGAACUGUAAAGUUUUUCUUGAGUUAUCAUUCACCCCAUGUAAGGGAAUCCAGGGCAGUCUUGAAUUCUGAAAUCCACGCUGAGGAUUCUGGAUUCCAGGUACUGGAUUCCCCUAUUUGUCAGUGGAACUUGGAUUCCGGAUUGCAAUCGUUAGUAGGAUUCCGGAUUCCUUGGGCUGUUUUCCGGAUUCCAAAGCCCAGGAUUCCGGAUUCCAUAAGCAAAAUUUUCCGGGGUUCCGGAAUCUGGAUUUCCUUACAUGGGGCGAUAUCAUUAUUCCUUUUUUAAACUCUUAUUGCGUUAAAUCCGAUGUUUCCUUCGUUUUACAUAGCUCGUGGGUAUUACAGGUUCUCACGACGAGGAUGAGCCCAUUUUAGAUGCAUUUGUAACCAGUUUGGUUAAACUAAAUUCCGUUUUGCAUGUUUAAGCCUCGAUGUACGUAUGCCCUGUGAAAACCCUGCUCCGCGGUACCUGGUGUUAAAAGUUGCAUUUCAAUGUGAGGCUCCGUUUUUAAGGAGAAAAGGUCCCGGAAAAGUGGGUCACUCUUCCAAACGAGUCAACAAUGCACGCAUGCGUGCUCUUAUUACCUAAAACACCGCUCGCGCAUGCUCUGAUUGUCUCGCCUUGACCAAGUUGACCCGGCUGGGCGAGCCAAGGUGUUUUUAUGGAGGAAAGUUGGCCCGGUUAGGUGGGCGACCCUGGCAUCGAAUAAGGGUGAAACAACAAGCGUGGCCAGUAGACCCUUCUAGCCGAGCCAACUUUUGUUUGCCAUGUUAACAGUUUACCAAGUUGUAUAACGAGAUGAACACGAAGCGUCGGAACGGUUGGCUCGCGCCCAGGGUACCUCGGGUUGGCGAGUGACCCUUCUACACGGAACAACUUUUCUCAAUAUAAACGGGACCUUAGGUUCGUAUGCCUUUAAGAAGUACGUUAAAUCGAUCCAGCAUAAAAAUACCAAUUUAUAACAUUAAGAUUCAUUUCUUCUUCUCAACUUAGAAAUAACAUGCAACUUUGAUGUAUCAAUGUGCGGUUUCGAGCCAGGCAAAGAUGGGACGCUUGACUGGACUCGACACAGGAGAAGCCCAUCUUCCAGUAAAGGACCUUCCUUUGAUCACACCACUGGAAACAUGACAGGUGAACUCUAAACUAAUUAAAUUACAACUAGCCAGACUUACUAUUAGCAGCGACAGUUACGGUUAUUUAGAGCAUCCAGUGAUCAAAUUGUAGACAAAAAGAAUUAAACCAAAAUUGUUUUUUUUUAGGUUUCAUAUCUAAAUCCGAAUUUUGCACUAUCCUGGGUUAUCUUUACCCAGCCUUGAGCAAUCCAGCCCAAAUCCACCUUUUUUUCUUAUUCUGAAAGCAACGUUAAUAUUUAACCCCCAGGGGCCCCUCCUUACUUUUUAGAUACGACUUAGGCCCGUUUGGCCAAGAAAAAUUAUCCUGGAGACCGGCUACCCUUAUUCUUAGGGCCCCGUUGAGCGAAACAGCCCCCCCCCUCCCCACUUACUUGAUGAUCUGAAUCCGCUAAUAUAUAGUAGCCCUUUUUGCUCCUGCUAAACAAUAUACAGUUGCAUGUAGCUCUUCCCGUGGCUCUCUACUCCAGAAAGGAGCCUUAAUACUGAAGUUUUUAUUUUUACAAAAGGCUUUUUAAGCUGAUCAGUCUACCUUACUCACGUUGCACUUACGAGGUCAGAGAACUGUUUUAGCAUUUGCGCGCAAACUUUGAAAAAUCUUAUUCUAGGUCAACUGCAAAACGUUUUUUAGUAAGCACGGGUGAUUUUUCUUCCCUGUAUCCGUAUCUCUUUGUAAGUUCUUACACGUUCAUUUUUUACAGUUAUGUAGUCAACAAGAACUUACAAAUGAUUUUGAAGAAAUGAUCGUCGCAGUGAACGCAAUUUAUGCUAUUGCGUAAAAAAGCCUGAAAAAAAUUCAGGACUUCAACGGGGUUUGAACCCGUGACCUCGCAGUUACCGGUGCGAUGCUCUACCAACUGAGCUAUGAAGCCACUGACGUUGGGAGCAGGUCAAUUGUGGGUUCAUAUGUUCCUGUGAAAAAAAUGAGUGUUAAUAAUAUAUGAAAUAAAUCAUAUAUGAACUGCGGAAAUUGCGAAGUCACGGGUUCAAACCCCUUUGAAGUCCUGAAUUUUUUUUCAGGCUUCUGCGACGAUCAUUUCUUCAUUUUCAUUUCAUUUCCGCAGUUCAUAUAUGAUUUAUUUCGUAUAUUAAUAAGAAGAACUAACAAAAUUGGACAGUCAGUCCUCAACUUAAAACUACGGGUUAGUUAUAAGUUGCUACCCUCUAUCCAUCUUUAUCUCUUUAAAGGUUAUUACAUAUACAUAACAGCAUCCAGUCCACAUCAACCAGGUGAUGAUGCAAAAUUGUACAGUCCUCCACUGAAGUUCUUUGGGAUUAUGUGCCUUGAAUUCUAUUACUAUUUGUCUGGUGCUGCUAAUGGAAGCCUGAACGUCACCAUAAAUGAAACAGUAGUGUUCUCUGCGAGUGGUGAUAAAGGAGGCAUAUGGCAUAAAGCUAGUAUAAAUAUAUCAUCUAUUGUGGGAUUGCAUUGGGUAAGCAUUAAUGAGACCACAUCGAUAUCAAAACCGUCUGAAAACGGUUUUCUCUAAACGCAGUAGGAAGCCAAUGAUUUUAAGCGGCAUAAGGGAGGAAUCUUUGACAACCUUUUGAGAAUUUUCGAGAGUCUAAAUUCCACAAAUCUUACUUUACACGGACUUUCUGUAUUUAUCAGCAAAACAAGUAAAACUAUAAUACUUCAUCUGAUCAUUAACUAUAAAUUAAACACAUACAAAAUGUAAGUUAUAAAUCACUCGAAAGUUCGCAAAUGCAAAGAAAAAUGUCACUUAGCGUUUCAAAGCGGAUGUGCUUGCUGUUCGUUUCAAUCAUUUAGUUCUUUAAACUUUCCAGUUAAUUUUUCAUUUCUGCAAUAUUAAUUGGUCUUUAAAGCCCAUCAUUAAAGCGACCUUUCCAGACUGAUCACACUGUAAUACCAUGUUUUUGACAGGUAACAUUUGAGGGCGUAGUAGGAAGCAGUAUAACUGGUGACAUAGCAAUUGAUGACUUCUUCUUCGCAGGGGGGUCUUGUCCCUAUGGUAAGUACUUCGAUCAAAGAAGGAAAAAAGAUUUCUUCAAAACAAUGGAUAAAAAAUAUGUAUUUGUUACGAAGUAUGUUAUACUUGCAUUGAAACUAUUUACGGUUGUCUUUAAAAGAAGUGACAGAAGUAUAUCGUCGGAUCACACUUAAAGGGUAGAUUUAUUUGUAAUAUGCGCGUAUAGCAGUAGUAUUCUCCCAUUGCAAUUUUUCGUUGAUUUUAAGCUCAAAACCAAUUGAACGAGUAGAUGCGACGGCUAUACGCGUUGCACGGAAUACUCUCUCCCUUUCCGCAGAGGCCUCUUUGUGUCGUAGGCCGAGGCUGGGGAGAAGGGAAAAGGGAAAAUGAAAGUGCAAGGGGGGGGGGGGGACAUCGUCCAGUGAGUGCUUGCUGGUUUUUUUUUUUUUUUUUUUAUUUUUUAGUUUUUUUUUUUGACGAGUUGAGUAUCCUUUCUCGAGUCGUGAACAGUAUAAGUUGAAGUCAGUUACUAUGCUAGGUAUUUGUAGGCCAGAAUUCGCUCGUUGGAACUUCAUCUUGGCAAAAAAAAGUUCUGUGCAAAGUCUUUUUUGA
Porites lobata is the source of this 5313-nucleotide messenger RNA. The record is from the annotation of a GenBank genome assembly. NCBI's taxonomy places the organism in Eukaryota, Metazoa, Cnidaria, Anthozoa, Scleractinia, Poritidae.